Cladophialophora immunda is the source of this 2210-nucleotide messenger RNA. RefSeq lists its product as hypothetical. The record is from RefSeq and is a predicted model, not a curated record. The coding region runs from base 646 to 1449 and encodes 267 amino acids. The transcript is spliced from 4 exons. Gene Ontology annotation, molecular function: mRNA binding. Gene Ontology annotation, biological process: mRNA export from nucleus. Lineage: Eukaryota; Fungi; Ascomycota; Eurotiomycetes; Chaetothyriales; Herpotrichiellaceae. Gene Ontology annotation, cellular component: nucleus.
CGCAUAUUCACUAAUGGAACCUGUCGACGCGCCACGAGGCCAGUACAACAACAUAUCGUGACAUUUCACAGACAAAAUUUCCUGGUCGGCUUCUGCCUUGUUCCCUUUUCCUGCUCUUCCUCUCAUCGACUGAUCCAUUUCGCCGCCAUGGAUCGUAGCCUCGACGAAACAAUCGCCGAACGCCAGGUCCGUUUCUACGCCGUUCCUGCCAUUGCCGUCCAUGCUGAUGACCACCAAGAAGGCGGAGACUCGCUCUCGCAGAGGCCCUCCACCGCAACAGCGCCGUAGAGAAUACAACUAUCCCCGCGAUGGCGUCAGAAAGGUCCGAACAUCCUCUCCUCUCCUCUAGUACCCGCCUGUCCAGCCAGUACGAUUGAUCGCCGCAUCAUCUCGAAACACCUCCCAUGUGUUGCUCCGACAAUUCGACGCGCUUCAGGCCAGGGACAGUUUGACAGACAGCUAACCUAGAUCUUGCCCUUCUACAGUCUGCCAGAGAUGAUCGCGCGAACUUGGAUAAGUACGGAAUACGCAUGGGCUGCGAAAAGGCGGGACUAAAGCGUUGGUAGUGACUGGGUUCACGACCGGUACGAUGACGAACCAGACAGUAUGUAGCAUGGCAAAAAGAUACAAUGGGGAAAGCGAUUGAUGGUGGAAGCAGGCCGCCGCUACGAUCGACCGAGGGAAGGCAAUCACCGUCGUGAUGAUGAUCGCUCGCCAGAACGCGACAGAAAACCCCCUCCAGCUAAGCUCAGAGUUGACAACUUGCAUUACGACCUGACGGAGGAUGAUAUUUGGGACCUCUUCCAACGCAUUGCUCCUGUGAAGGAAGCCCGACUACGCUAUGACCGCGCUGGCCGCUCCGAAGGGAUUGCUUUUGUCACAUAUGAAAACGUCACUCAUGCAAGAGCCGCCAUCCGCGAAUUCGACGGUGCCAAUGCGAAAGGACAGCCAAUUCAUCUCACACUCCUUCCUCUUCCGAGACGAGACAACCCUUUUGACCGCGUGGAGAAUCCAAAAAGCCUUUUUGAUCGGAUCGAGGCGCCGGCGAACCGUAGCCGACGACGAAGCGAAAGUCCGAUGGAAGAGCUAGAUGAAGAGCGAAGAAACCGCCGUGCGCCACGACGAGGAGGCCCAAGAGACCGCAGGAGCGAUACCACCAAACCAGCUCCAGAAAAUAUUGAUCGCUACGUCCCAGGCCAGCGCGACAGCCGAAGUUCAAGUCAUCGCGGAGGGCGGAGACCGGGUGAGCGGAGGGAGCGUGCUGGCAGAGACGGAGAGGGACAUAAAUUGGUGAACGGCAGGCCUCGAAAGACUGCAGAAGAACUCGAUGCAGAAAUGGACGACUAUUGGGGGAAUGCCAAUCCCCACGAAGAAACCUCCGGCGGUGCUGCUCCGGCGGCGCAGGAAGCUCAGCCCACAGCCGGAGAUGACAUCGACAUGAUUGAAUAAGGAUGACUGUCCGGAUCCAAAAAGGGGCAAAUCUGUACAAGUAGAUCCUAUGCGGAGUGGAAUGGGUGGGCUGAUCUUCUGAAGCCUGAGGAAAAGACAUGAGAGGAAAGGACAAUUCCCAGACGAAAUUGAAAUCAAGACUCUUAAAUUCUGUGGAAAACCUUGAAUCUUCCCCUCCCCGGCUUGAGACUCUAUUUGAAAGGGUCUCCUCGUCUAACCCACCUUCGACAGUACGAAAUCUUCAACCGCCUUCAUCCCCUCCUCGGCACCACUCCCUGUCACGCCCUUUGGGAACAUGAUGUAUCCAUGAGGCGCGCCUGGCACGAUCUUAACCACCGACUCCGCACCGGCCAUCAACCACUUCAUACUCAUGAACAUUGUGUCGUCCAGAAGGCAGUCCUCCGUCCCGCACGUGAAGAGGGCAGGCGGCAACUUCUCCCUCAGCGGCUCCAGAUUGGCGUAUAGCGGGGAUACUGACGGAUGUCUCUUCUCCUCGUGGGUCAUGCCGGGGAGAAAGACGUCGAUGUAGUGGUCCAUCAGGUCCUGAUCCAGGACCAAUAUCUGCGGUCGUUGAAAAUUGUACACUUGUGGGGUCCAUACCAUCGAGUAACAGCCGAAGUGCAACAGGAGCCCUUUGAAGCGAAAAUCCGAGUACUUUGGGUGGUGAUGUUGUAGAAGGUGAAGAGUGACGAGCAUGCUAAGAUGUCCACCGGCGGACUCUCCGCCCACGAAACCUAACGGGACUCCAAACUGGGACUCGG